Messenger RNA from Danio aesculapii, 2795 nucleotides. RefSeq names its product ras-related protein Rab-19 (gene rab19). Lineage: Eukaryota; Metazoa; Chordata; Actinopteri; Cypriniformes; Danionidae. The coding region runs from base 65 to 754 and encodes 229 amino acids. The record is from RefSeq and is a predicted model, not a curated record. Gene Ontology annotation, molecular function: GTP binding; GTPase activity. Gene Ontology annotation, cellular component: trans-Golgi network. The transcript has 5 exons.
CAGUACUGUAGAUUUCAUUCUUCAUUUUCUCUUUUCACUUCACUGGACCAGAGAUACUACGGAGAUGCAGUGGUGCAGGACGUCUCUCUUUUCCAGGUAUACACAGUCCGCAGGGCGAGAGGACGAGGAGUGCUGUGAUUUUCUGUUCAAGAUCAUCCUGAUUGGAGACAGUAAUGUGGGGAAGACCUGUGUCAUCCAGAGCUUUAGGUCGGCAGAGGUCACUGAACUGCAGCACAACACUAUUGGAGUGGAUUUCACCGUGCGCAGCGUCGAUGUUGACGGCAGGAGAGUCAAGAUGCAGGUGUGGGACACGGCGGGACAGGAGCGUUUCCGCACCAUCACUCAGAGUUAUUACCGCAGUGCUCACGGUGCUAUGAUUGCGUAUGAUCUGAGCCGCCGCGACACUUUCGACUCUCUGCCGCACUGGAUUCAGGCGCUGGAGCAGUACGGAGCUGCCAGCCUCGUCCUCGUACUCAUCGGUAAUAAGUGUGAUCUGGAGGCGCAGCGGCAGGUGCUGUUCGAGGACGCCUGUACGCUAGCGGAGCGCAGCGGGGCUCUGGCUGCUCUAGAAACCUCCGCCAAACACCAUCACAACAUCGAGGAGGCUUUCCAACUGAUGGCCAGAGAACUCAUAGUGCGACACGGAGGAAUACAUUAUCAGGACAACCAAUCAGAUUCACCCACCGUCUACCUGCACUCGGACUCUCAUCCAAUAGGAGGAGAACAGUUGGAGAAGAGGUCAUGUGACUGCUAACAACCAAUUAGAUUCGCCUGUCAUCCUGCUCUCCGACUCUCAUCCGAUAGGAGAAAGGAUAAAUACAAAAACAGGUCGAGGUCAUUUGACUGCUAACAACCAAUCAGAUUCAUCCACUGUCAACCUGCACUCUGACUUUCAUCCAGUAGGAGGAGGAGAAAUAUGAAGAGAUCAUGUGACUGCUAACAACCAAUGAGAUUCACCCACCGUUUACCUGCACUCCGACUUUUAUCCAAUACGAAGAGAACAGAUGAAGAGGUCCUUGACUGUUAACAACUAAUCAGAUUCACCUACUGUAUACCUGCGCUCUGACUCUCAUCCAAUAGGAGAACAUAUGAAGAGGUCAUGUGACUGCUAACCAAACAGAUUCACCUACUGUAUACCUGCACUCUCUCAUCCAGUAGGAAAACAGAUGAAAAGGUCAUGUGACUGCUUACAACCAAUCAGAUUCACCCUUACUGUCUACCUGCACUCUGACUCUCAUCCAAUAGGAGAACAGAUGGAGACGAGGUCAUGUGACUGCUAACAACCAAUCAGAUUCACCCUUACUGUCUACCUGCACUCUGACUCUCAUCCAAUAGGAGAACAGAUGGAGACGAGGUCAUGUGACUGGAAACAACCAAUCAGAUUCACCUAGUCAACCUACACUCCGACUCUCAUCCAAUAGGAGAACAUAUGAAGAGGUCAUGUGACUGCUAACAGCCAAUCAGAUUCACCUACUGUAUACCUGCACUCUGACUCUCAUCCAGUAGGAAUACAGACGGUGGUCAUGUGACUGCUAACAACCAAUCAGAUUCACCCUUACUCUCUACCUGCACUCUCUCAUCCAAUAGAACAUAUGAAAAGGUCAAGUGACUGCUAACAACCAAUCAGAUUCACCUUCUGUCAUCCUGCACUCUGACUCUCAUCCAAUUGGAGGAGAACAAUUGGAGAAGAGGUCAUGUGACUGCUAACAACCAAUCAGAUUCACCUACUGUCUACCUGCAGUCCGACGCUCAUCCAAUAGGAAAACAGAUGGAGAAAAGGUCAUGUGACUGCUAACAACCAAUCAGAUUAACUGAUGAAGUAGAGGUCGUGUGACUGCUGUCUAUUUCUGAUUUAGUUAGGUUGUUUUGUUAUUUAAUAAUAAUGAAUUUGAAUAUAACGCUAUGGAAAAAAAAUGAAGAGAUAAGUCAAUUCACCGUUUAGAUUUACUGGAUUUAUUAGCUACAGUUUUAAUAUGCUGUUAUAUUCAGUGCAGGUCUGAGAAUAUUUCUUCAAAAACUGUCAAUUAGACCAGAAAAUUGACCAAAUAGACAAAAAUUGAUCAGAAUACAAAAUAUUUUCAUUUAUUGCACCUGAAAAUCAGGUUUAUUCCACCACAUAUUUAUUAUUUUAUAUUAUUAUUAUUAUUAUUUCAAUCAACUGAAGUUAAAUUAUUGGUGUUAGUCUUAAGAUUAAUAUAAAUAUACAUGUAAACACAGCACCUUUCUUACUUUAUGCCACAAAAAACACUCCAAAAGACGUUUUACUUUAAACUAUUGAUGCCACAUCUUCCAAAUUAAGGCAAAUACUUUUAUAUUUUCACCUAGUCUAUUCAUUUUUCCAUAGCUUUAUGUAUAUGAUGUAGAAAAUAAAUUAUAUAUAAUAUUUAUGACUUAAUAUAUAUUUUCUCGUAUGUAAAUGUGUGUAAAAGUAGAGUAUAACAUUAGCAUUAAUUAACCAUUAAUCUAUUUUAUUGAAAUAAAUAUGGUCAGAACUGUAUAUGAAUGUAAAUUAAAAAAGAAAUACAAGAAAACAAAUGAGCGCAGCGUUUAUUGAAUAAACACUGUAAACAAAUGUCUUUGUGGAGAACAUUUGACACAUUUGUCCUGCAGUAGGUUGUGUGCAGGACAGUAAAAUAAUUAAAACGUAAAGAAAACAGUCAAUAAUGCAAUCCUUGUUGUUUCGUAAAAACAACCAAAGACAUUUAAAGAAGUAGAUAUGAAAUGAAGGGGUUUUGUGUAUGGUAAACCUUCAUAACAAACAAAUGAUAAACAACAUUAACGCAAAAAACAACCGA